GGGGUGGCCGGAAUCCGGAAUCUCCCCGCGUGUUGUUUGUUUUAUUUUUUAUACAUUUUUCACUCACCAAACCCCUUUAACGAGAUGGUGGCCCCCUUGGCCGGAAAACUAGCGGUGGUAUCGGGUGCCGGUUCUGGAAUUGGGCGAGCAACGAGCAAACUCUUAUCGCGCGACGGUGCCAUCAUCGUUGCGGUGGACCGAAACUUGCAAGCGGCACAGGAAACGAUUGCGCAGCUUGGGGAAGGACCGCAGGCUGCUGGGAAUGCCGCCUACGAGAUGGAUGUGAGUUCCGGCGAAAGUGUCGAUGCGGUCCUCAAGAGCAUACUCGAGCGCUACAAGCGGCCACCAACGGUGGUGGUGAACUCUGCCGGCAUCACGAGGGAUAAUUUCUUGCUCAAAAUGCCCGAAGCGGACUUUGAUGCGGUAAUCAACGUCAAUCUAAAGGGUACCUGGUUGAUGCUGCAGCGCUUUGGGCGCGCUAUGAUCGAUCACGGUGUGCCGGGGUCGAUGGUGAACGUGUCUUCGAUCGUGGCCCGGACGGGAAACAUAGGCCAAUCGAACUACUCGCCCAGCAAGGCUGGAGUGGAAGCGAUGACGAAAGUUGUUGCCCGCGAAUUCGGAAGGUACAGCAUCCGGGUGAAUGCGGUCGUUCCUGGUUUCAUUAAAACCCCAAUGACGGAAACCGUACCGGCGAAGGUUAGGGACAUGAUGAUCAUGCAGUGUGCGUUACGACGAUUCGGAGAACCGGAAGAAAUUGCCGAAGUGGCCGCUUUUCUUGCCUCCGAUAAAAGCAGCUACGUCAACGGUACAUCCAUUGAGGUGACCGGUGGCUAAUCCGAACGGGUUGCUUUAAAGCACCGCAAAUAUCGGGAAUAUACAGGUCCGCAACAACCUUAAACUACCUCCGAGCGCAUUUCAAAUAGCGGAAUGCGCCAUCCCUGAAAGUGGAAUACCUCAAAACGUACCUUAC
Molecule: messenger RNA, 970 nt
Organism: Anopheles cruzii
Lineage: Eukaryota; Metazoa; Arthropoda; Insecta; Diptera; Culicidae
Product: estradiol 17-beta-dehydrogenase 8
Exons: 3
Coding region: 85-834 (249 amino acids)
Molecular function (GO): oxidoreductase activity, acting on the CH-OH group of donors, NAD or NADP as acceptor
Source: RefSeq, a predicted model, not a curated record